Messenger RNA from Fusarium redolens, 366 nucleotides. RefSeq lists its product as uncharacterized. The record is from RefSeq and is a predicted model, not a curated record. Lineage: Eukaryota; Fungi; Ascomycota; Sordariomycetes; Hypocreales; Nectriaceae. Bases 1 to 366 code for a protein of 121 amino acids. The transcript has a single exon.
AUGGGUAAUACUCACAUGCAUGUCCGAUGCGGUUUCAUCCGCCCUAUGGCACUUCCACUGUUGGCUGCUACCAAAACGCUUCGUAUUCCAUUUGAGACCUCAGCUCUCGGAGCGGAUCCCCCAAUAGUGACCGGGUUCGAAGUGCCCAUGUACGAUGGGGAUCUUUCAUCUCGCAUCCGCAUCUCACCACUUUUGAUCUACGCAGUUGAAGGUUAUCGGCUUGAGAACCAGGCGACACCUUUGGCCAUGCCCCUGUUGCUUACUACGGCUAUGCAAACCCAGGCCUUACCCAUAUGCCAUGUUUCAGCUACGUGGGCCGGGGUCUGGUAUUGGCGAGAAGCCAAGAAUGCCUCUGUUUGCGUGUAA